GUGAAUGUCAUUGCUUGAUGCUGCCAUCCACUAUCCGUAUUCCUAUUCUGGGUCAUGCUCCGUACCUAAAUACAAGGUAGGCAUGUACUCGUAGCAGCCUAUGCUCCGAAAAGCGCCUCUGACCGAAUCGCCUUCACAAGACCACCGACCCGGCCAAUCUAUGCCCUCAUUCAGAGCUCAACUUCAAACUAGCCCCUGGAGCUCUCGGGGUCGCUGGAGUCCCUGUCGCCCCUGCCGCCUCUGGCGACUCCGGAACCACCGGAGAUGCAAAGCAGCAGGACGCUGUGUCCGAACGACCGUUGAGAAGCCUCGGGCGUCCCAGGGGAACCGGACAGGGCGUAGCCGGCUGAUAUCCCGGCUGAGCUGGACUCGACUCAGCCAAGACUUCUCUGUAGGUCGCGACUAUCUCGCUCAUCGUCAUCCGCAGCAGUCUGGGUGUUGAGGAAGGUGACAUGCCCGAGAAACUCGACGGUGUCUUAUGCAUACUAGUAACCGCACCGCUCUCUUUGCCACCACCGCC
Parathielavia appendiculata is the source of this 520-nucleotide messenger RNA. RefSeq lists its product as uncharacterized. The coding region runs from base 101 to 442 and encodes 113 amino acids. The record is from RefSeq and is a predicted model, not a curated record. NCBI's taxonomy places the organism in Eukaryota, Fungi, Ascomycota, Sordariomycetes, Sordariales, Chaetomiaceae. The transcript has a single exon.